Molecule: messenger RNA, 2427 nt
Organism: Scleropages formosus (Asian bonytongue)
Lineage: Eukaryota; Metazoa; Chordata; Actinopteri; Osteoglossiformes; Osteoglossidae
Product: V-set and immunoglobulin domain-containing protein 10-like 2
Exons: 12
Coding region: 1-2427 (808 amino acids)
Molecular function (GO): protein binding
Source: RefSeq, a predicted model, not a curated record
AUGAGGUAUGGACUGGGUGGGUUCCCCUACUUUUGUCUGAUCUUCUUCCUACAACCCAGCAUCUUGCAAGGGCUUGACAUCCUGGAUUCAGGGCAGGUGGUGUACAUAGAGCUCCAGACCAAAAGAGUAGUAGGGGAGACUGUGAUACUGGAGUGUGGUUCUACGGUGCCAGAUGUCUAUAUCUGGGGCUACACCAUCCCGGGCACUGAGCACAUACGUGCGGUCGUCUUCAACUUCGGCCAGGGCCCAAAGCUGCAGUCACUGGCCAAAACCCUGGGCGAUUUGAACGUCAUCACAAAUACCGCCUCUCUGUUGAUCGAGAAACUUCCCCUGGCCGCACAGGGGCUCUACACCUGCCAAGCCCUCUACGACACCCCCCAGGGUGCCAAGCUCAUUUAUUACUAUGUCCAGCUACUUGUUCUCGUGCCAGUGUCCAAACCACACCUUCUGGUCGAUGACAGCUCACCGGUGGAGGGUACACCCAUUUGGAUGCGCUGUAGCCUAGAGAAUGGCAGCACACCCAUCAAUUACAAAUGGGAACACAAGAGCAGUGAUGCUGAAGCCACUACCACCACAAAGGUUGCUGAAGGCAACAUAAACCGAGUCAAUAUCACCAGUGUCAACCGCAACCACACGGGCUGGUACUGGUGCCUGGCCACAAACGAAGUCAACCAACAGCGUAGCGAUGGCAUCUGGCUGGAGGUCUUAUUUGGCCCCGAUGUGCCUCGCAUCGAUGUCACCCCGUACUCGGUGACUGAGAGGGGGUACUCGGCCGUCGAGAGGACCACCGUUUCCCUCAUGUGCCAGGCUUCUUCCAACCCACCCAGCCAGUAUGUGUGGUUCUACAACAACUCGCAGGUCCACACAGGCCAGCAGUACAACAUCACCAAGAUACUGCGGAUGCACUCCGGUCACUACUCCUGCCUGGCCCAGAAUUAUUACCUCAACACCAACUCCAAGACCACCAUCACCCUCUACGUCUACUAUCCACCCAAUGGAAGUCCCACUUGUACUAUUCGACCAACCAACAAUUACACAGACGUGGCCCUCUGGUGCUCCUGGGAAGGAGGUUAUCCUCCAGCUUCUCUUUACUGGUCCUCUCCUCUCAUCACUCCAAAUGGAACAGCACCAUCCUUCACCAACACCACCCUGGUUCAUCCUGGAUCCACAACUCCACACAACUCCACCUUCACCUGCCAUGGAUCUCAUGUGGCAUCACCAGCCUCCUACAGCUGCAGCACAACUGCAUUGCUGCCCCUUGGCGAACCCCAAUGCUAUGUACAUCCCACACGUAACAAUGAGUAUCUGAUACUGUCCUGCUCCUGGGAGGGAGGCUUCCCUCAAUCUCUGCUCUGGUGGGAAUCAGACGAUGGGGUCACGCAGGGCAACUUCAAGGAGAGCAUGAACAUCCUGAUCCUCCGGUCAAGCGUCACGUUCAGCGGGAAGGCUUUUGUAUGCCAUGCCAAGCAUCCACUCGCACUUGCCACCAAGCUCUGUCCUUUGAGACUGGAGGCCCCAGUUCUUGCAACUCAGCUUAAAGUGGUGUCUGUCUAUGAGGGCAACGAUGUCCAACUAUCAUGCAUCCUGAAGGCCAACUAUCCUGACACCGAAAUCACCUGGUUCAACAACCAUAAGAAGCAGGUGGGCGACACUCCUAGCAAAUACCUGCUGUACCGCGAGGCCACCUGGUCUAACUUGACGGUCCGAGAGGCAGAUGGAGUGCAGGACAGCGGCCAGUACUGGUGCUCAGCCAGCAAUGCUGUGGGAGGCGCUGAGAUCCCCAUCACAGUUCUCAUCAAGAGAUACCCGGUUCCCCCAAACGUGACCAUCAGUAAGAUCAAAUACAGCAGCCAUCAGCGCACAGAAGUAGACUUGCAGUGGGCUGUCAAGGAGACAGGCAACCUGACCGGGUUCAUCGUGGAGGGGUUGAGAACACAAGGGUCACAGGUCAAAGAGAACAAGACAUCUUUCUGGGUGCAGAUGGUCACCAGUAUCCUGCCAGAUGGUCGCUACCACAAGCUGGUUGGAUUGGACCCCACCUCCAUCUAUGCCUUCCGCAUUCUGGCCAUCAAUCACCGCACCCUAGGAUACCCUUCAGAAGUCAAGUCUCCAGAGGACCCACCCUUCAAUGCGUACCCCACCAUCAUUGGUGCUGUGGUCAGUACCAUGGUACUGGCAACUGUGGGCUUCAUGUUACUCUUCUUGUAUAUCAUGAGGAUCCGAAACGGCAAUUCUCGAUUUCAUCACAUAUUCUUUGGAAUGCAGCACAGUCUUUCAAGGGAGAACAUAAACUCCCCAGAGGAUGAGGUUGUCAGUAUGUCCCAAAGAGAAGGACCAGCUGUGGUGUCAGGAGGGUCCACCUCUGCACCCGAAGGAGACACCAGUGAGCCUGUCGGUGUGACAAUAACAGCAACAACCACAACCUGA